GUUAGGAUCAUCUCCAGAUCCAAAUGGCGGCUAACGGACACCUCGAGGCGCCCCCUUAGUCGAUGGUCGAAAGUCACUGUUGCGUCCCCUCCAUCUAGUACAAACGCAAUGCUGCGCAACGCAAAACCCGCCGACAAGUCCGCAUCUUCGGACGUCACCCUGACCGUCCAGGAAGAGCAAUUCCUGGUGCAGCCCGACAAGGACAAGGAGAACAAACCAGCGGUCAAGAGCGCAGCAAAGCCAGGAUCAACCAAUUCUUCAGCACCAACGAAGAUCCUGUUCCUGGACGGCGUGCGUGGCCUCGCAGCUCUGAUGGUCUGCACUUCACACUCGAAGGAAUACAUGGCGGAUAUCGACCUUGGAGCCAUUGCAGUCGACGCGUUCUUCGUGCUGUCAUCCUUCCUACUGACAUGGCUCUUCAUGAAGAAGAGUAUCCGACUAUUAGCACAAGGUGCAAGUAUCCGAAAGUGGAUGUUCACCCUGGCCGACUACUUCUCCAAACGGUUCUGUAGAGUGUAUCCAUUAUUUGCACUGACAAGCUUCGUGAUCUGGUUACUGCCUCCUGAAGCGAAGAAGCGGUACUAUUUGAUCCAGAAACCAGAAGAUUUCGAUCUGUACAAGGUGCUGACGUUCGAGUUCGACUACCGCUACUUUGUGUUUUGGACCCUACCACUCGAGAUCACUUACUAUUUCUUCAUCCCGGUGUUUGUGCUUGGUGUGCUCGCAUUGCGUCGGUUCUGGUUUGUACCAUUCUUCCCGGCGUAUUACUGGGUCAUCAAUGAAGGCUGGUAUCAAUUCCGAACAAGUCACAUGGAGCUACGCCCUCACUUCCCGACGUUUGUCGCCGGUUCGAUGGCUGCAGUCAUAUUCGUAAAAAUGGACACGUGGAUUAAAACAACCGGCUUUGAGUUCCGCAAGUGGCACGUCGUGGUGAUUCGUGUCGUCGAGUACAUCACGAUUGCAGUAUUUCUGAGUAUUACCUUCCACGGUUUGUUCUUCCAUUGGGUACAUGAAAAUCCGGCACCAAAGGAAAAAGGGUUUUCGUUCAUCAGUCUGCCAUUGACGAUGAUUUUUGUGAUCGAAAUGAUCCUACCGUCUUGUGUUUCCGGUAUCUUUGAGUGGAGUGUGCUGCGGUAUUGGGGGAAGAUCAGCUUUUCGGUCUACUUGCUGCACAGCUUCGUGCUCUACGCGUACUUGGUCGGCUCGCAGCCGAACUGGUACGAUAAGGUGUUUUCUCGCUUUGGGCUGAUCUUGCUGCUGUCUACGGUCUCCUAUCACUUGGUCGAGUAUCCAUCGCAGUUGCUAUCACAACGAAUCACUAAGGCGUUAGAGGAGCAGGAAAAGAAGGGCUCUGGUGGGAUGGCUACUUGUCUGGGCGACUGGUCCAACCCGCAACGAGUGCUGGCAAACCGAUUGGCGCGGGCUCAGGAAGCCAAGUCCUCUGGGACUUUAAAGAGUGUGGUGCACAAGAUAAGAAGCAGCUCGAUGUCGCUGGCCAUGAGCAAGCCACACGAGUCGAUAGCGUGAGCGAUAUAUGUGUUGUGUGUAGUGCAUUUGUUGAACUCUGUCAAGAGAUAACUAGAUAUACAUCUAUUCAACCGCAAGCGCAUUGAUCCUUGC
Molecule: messenger RNA, 1620 nt
Organism: Phytophthora nicotianae INRA-310
Lineage: Eukaryota; Oomycota; Peronosporomycetes; Peronosporales; Peronosporaceae
Exons: 1
Coding region: 109-1527 (472 amino acids)
Biological process (GO): polysaccharide biosynthetic process
Cellular component (GO): membrane
Molecular function (GO): acyltransferase activity, transferring groups other than amino-acyl groups
Source: RefSeq, a predicted model, not a curated record